GACUGUACCCUUUGCUAAAAAAAUCGCGCUGUUCAGGAGUGCAAAUGCGAAUUGAGUUGUAAAACACGCGCACUUCACAGAGUAGACGUUUUUUAACGGAAAUAUUUUCAUGUAUACUAGAACGCGCCAAUAGGAUCUCGCUAGCGCGUGCUUGGCUCUAUCCGCCUCCUUACUUGUUCUACCCACUAUGACUAAUUUGUUCCCAUUGGAAACGUCAAACUGUCGUAUGUCUUGGUUUAGUUGUAAAAAUCGUUGACCUAGCGUCAGCCAUCCCAAUUGACUUCCUAAAACAGAAAACAUAGGGGUCAGUCAAGUGAGUGCAUUGAUAAUGAAACCGAUCACUGAUUGGCUGAAGUUAUAGUUGCUCGCGCGCACUGCUUUGACGAGGGAGACCGAGGUUAUAGGAGAGUAGUUGGGGGGACAGAGAUUUCUAGCGGCAUUGGGGCUUUGAGGGAGAAUGCUGCGCAGGACCGUCUCCUUCCCCAUUGAGGCGGGGCGGCUGCAGCAGCUGGGUCUAUUGGACUGUGCCUCCCACGGUGUGACAUCAUGCUCGGUGCUCGACCUCCCGUCUCUCCACCGAGGUCACCGGGGUUCACGACAACGGGAGGAUGAGUGGCAGGGCCGGUACCAGGGGCCUUCCAAGGCUGGCCAAUGGGAGGAUGAGCGGCAGGGCCGGUCCCAGGGGCCUGCCGAGGCUGGCCAAUGGGAGGAUGAGCGGCAGGGCCGGUACCGUGGUCCUGCCGAGGCUGGCCAAUGGGAGGAUGACGGUGGGUUAGUGGUCACACCCUCUUCUAAUGGUAGCACCAGGGGACCCAGAUGGAGGGAUUUGUAUACCAGCUCAGACCAGCUAAGGUCAGACUCAGUGGAAGAUGAUAGCUAUGAUUAUGAAGAGGGGAAGCAGAAUGAUGAGUCGGUCAGGCUGUACGUGUCAGAGGAAGAGAGGAUCCUCAACUCUGCAGACCUGAGUUCAGAGGAGAGGCGUGAUGUUCUAGCAGAGUUGGUGUAUUCCCGAAGCAGACUGAAGCAAUUGAACUCAGAGCUGCAGAGAACAGUAGAGGUAGCCGAUGACAACAACACACUGCUACGCACCGAGAACACUGCCCUGCGCAACCAAGUCAAAGGGAUGAAGCAGUCGAUCCAUGAUGCAGAGCAGCUGAUGGACGAGCUGGAGGAGAUCCGGAGCCUAUUGGUUGAGAAAGACGAUGCUACGGGCAAUCUGGAGGCCUACAUCAAACAACUGGAGAAAGAGAAGGAGAUUUUGGAGGACCAGAUCGAAACCAUCGGCAGUGAGAUGUCCCGUAUUAUACCAGACAGAGCCACUGACAAGAAGAAGAUCGUUAACCUCAGCCAGGCUCUACAAGCCUUACAGCUUCGACUCGAGGAGAGCAGACUCGCUUUGGAUCACAGGGAUGAGGUCCUACGUAAGAAGGACUUUGUAGUUGAGCAGCUGGGGCAGUCCCUUACAGAGUACUCCUCCAUUGCACAGGAUCUGAAGGAGAAGAUGAAGGAUCUGCAGAGCCAACUGGCAGAGGCCCUAAUUAAUGGAGGAGAGGGGGGUUACAUGGCGUUAGAUGGAACUCUGUCUGCAGCCACUCAGCGCUCCAUCUCUCUAGCAGAGGAACUGGGUCUACUGCCAUGCAUGAUGGAGGACUCCUCUGAUGAGGUGCAGAGGGAGGAGAAGAUAGAGGAGGAGCAGAGAGUGGAGGAGAGGGUAGAAAGACAGGCGGAUGAGAAGAAAGAGGAGGUGGUUAAGCAGGAGAAACAGAUGCUAGAGGAGAAGAGUGGUGUGUGGUCAGAUAUGGUGAGAGGUGUCCGAGCAGCAGGAGGUUUCACCCUGGGUUUCCUGGUUCCUCUGGGUGUCCUGGUCUCCAUGGUCCCCGGCUGCUACGACCACUGUACAGGACUCGGCUUCACCAACACUUUCUGGUCUACAGCCAGAUACCUCAUACAGCCAUACUGCAAUGUGCACCACAUAGGCCUCCCCCCGCUGUAAUACACACCAGAGGGAGCUGGUGGUGGGAGCUAUAGGAGGCUUAUUGUAAUGGCUGGAAUGGAAUUAUUAUCUACUUAUCAACCUAUACGCAUAUCUACCUACAUAACUACCAACAUUCACACACACACACUUAAACAUGAAUAUGCACACACACAAUAAUACAACUCAAACCCUGAUAAUCAACCCUUCCAGGCUGCUAUGCUGCUGUCAACUAGGUGAAAGGUGAAAUAAAACGAAAUAAACUGGAAUACGGCAUCAUACAUGGACAAAUUGUUGUAUUUUAAAUAGAAAAGGUAGAGAAGAUUUUACAAUGUGUAUUUAUUUAUUUGUUAUGCACAUUUUAAAUUGACAUUUUAAAGGUUGGACUCAAUGUUGUUAAUGUUUAGUUAUUUUUUGUCUAAUUUCUGUAUAGUGUUCUGUACAGUACAGAAAUUCACUGCCACGUCAUGGUCUACUCUGUCAUUUAAUUAUUUUAUUCGUAACAUUCUUGUUUUCCCUGGUUUGAAUUUCAAAUAUUAUUUACAUUUAAAUAAAGAGACUUGUACAGUAAGGUCGAAGAUUUUUGAUAACUAACCCAAGAUAGACUAGAGCCUGUCGUUUCCAAUGGGAAUAAAUUAAUCAUAGUGGGUAGAACAAGCAAGGAGGCGGAUAGAGCUAAGCACGAGCUAGUGAGAUCCUAUUGGCGUGUUCUGGCAUCUAUUUGCAUAUGACCUUUAAGGGAACGCCUACUUUGAAGUGCAAGCGUACAAUAACUCAAAUUGCCCUUGCACUCCGAAACAAAGCAAUUUUUUAAACUUUGAACAACACCUGGUAUUUUCAACCAAACAAUAACGCUAUUAUAAAGGG
Messenger RNA from Oncorhynchus tshawytscha (Chinook salmon), 2839 nucleotides. RefSeq names its product myoneurin-like. Lineage: Eukaryota; Metazoa; Chordata; Actinopteri; Salmoniformes; Salmonidae. Gene Ontology annotation, cellular component: nuclear outer membrane; meiotic nuclear membrane microtubule tethering complex; chromosome, telomeric region. Gene Ontology annotation, molecular function: dynein complex binding; protein binding; RNA polymerase II cis-regulatory region sequence-specific DNA binding. Gene Ontology annotation, biological process: homologous chromosome pairing at meiosis; spindle assembly; chromosome localization to nuclear envelope involved in homologous chromosome segregation. The coding region runs from base 458 to 1993 and encodes 511 amino acids. The transcript has 16 exons. The record is from RefSeq and is a predicted model, not a curated record.